CAUAUAGGAAGCGAAUCCAGCACUCGGUUUAAAGGUUCUUUGCUACUGUAUCCAGAAUUCAAGGCAGGUUACAAUUUAUUUGGUGCUACUGCCAAGAUUAAAGGGAAAAUAUGGAGAACGGUUUAUCUACCACCGGUGACAUCAAGUUGGAUCACGCUAUCAAGCAGUGGUUGGAAUAUGACAAGAAUCCCCUGACGGUAGCUCAGGUCCGGGAGCUGGUAAAGGAGGGGGCUCUGCAGGAGCUCAAAAAAUGCUUCUCCUCCAGGAUGGAGUUUGGCACCGCAGGUCUCCGGGCCGCCAUGGGCCCUGGCACCGCCUGCAUGAAUGACCUCACCAUCAUCCAGACCACACAGGGGUUUUGUAGUUACUUGGAGCAAUGCUUUGGGGACCUGCCGGAACGCGGUGUGGUCAUAGGCUACGAUGCCCGUGCCCACCCUGUCAGCGGUGGCAGCAGCAAGCGUUUUGCCAGGCUGGCUGCGGCCGUCUUCACCAGCCGGGGCGUGCCCGUCCACCUCUUCUCCGACAUCACGCCCACCCCCUUUGUGCCCUUCACUGUGUCUCACCUGGGGUUGUGUGCUGGCAUCAUGGUGACGGCCUCCCACAAUCCCAAGCAGGACAACGGAUACAAGGUGUACUGGGAGAAUGGUGCCCAGAUCGUGCCCCCCCAUGACCAGGGCAUCUCCAAGGCCAUUGAGGAGAGCUUGGAGCCCUGGCCCCAGUCCUGGGACACCACCCUGGCUCUCAAGAGCCCCCUGCUGAAGGACCCCUACCAGGACACAAACACACACUACUACAAGGCCAUACAGAAACACUGCCACUACAGGGACAUCAACAAGAGUUCUGAUGUGAAGAUGGUGCACACAUCUGUGCACGGAGUUGGCCACGCCUUCGUCCAAUCAGCAUUCAAGGCUUUUGAUCUCCACCCACCGUAUGCAGUGAAGGAGCAGAAAGACCCGGACCCAGAGUUCCCCACAGUGAAAUACCCCAACCCAGAGGAGGGGGAGGGAGUUCUGACACUGUCGUUCGCCCUGGCAGAGAAAGAGGGAGCCACUGUGGUUCUGGCCAACGACCCUGAUGCAGACCGCCUCGCUAUCGCUGAGAAACAGAAGAGUGGCCUGUGGCGUGUGUUUACAGGUAAUGAGCUGGGGGCCCUCCUGGGCUGGUGGAUGUUCUCCUGCUGGAAAAAGACCAACCCUGACCCAACAGCUGUGAAAAACAUCUACAUGCUGGCCAGCACUGUCUCUUCCAAGAUCCUGCGGGCCAUUGCCCUCAAGGAGGGUUUCCACUUCGAGGAAACACUGACAGGUUUUAAGUGGAUGGGUAACAGAGCCCGGGAUCUGCUGCACCAGGGGAAGACUGUGCUGUUUGCCUUCGAGGAGGCCAUAGGCUACAUGUGCAGUACUGCUGUCCUGGAUAAAGAUGGAGUCAGUGCAGCGGCCAUCGCUGGAGAGAUGACGUCAUAUCUGGCGACCAAGAACACCACACUAUCCAAACAACUCACCUCCAUCUAUGAGGAGUAUGGUUACCACAUCACUAAGAACUCCUACUUUAUCUGCCACGACCAGGAAGUGAUCCACGCGCUGUUCGACAGGCUGCGUAACUAUGGUGAUAAGAAGGGGGCGUACCCCUCAGAGUGUGGUGCUUUUGCCAUCACAGCUGUGAGAGACCUGACCACUGGCCACGACAGUAACCAGCCCGACAACAAGGCUGUUCUCCCCACCAGCAGUAGUCCAAUGAUCACCUUCUCCUUCUCCAAUGGGGGCGUGGCCACCUUGAGAACCAGUGGAACUGAACCCAAGAUCAAAUACUACACUGAGCUUUGUGCUGCUCCUGGCAACAGUGAUGUAGAGCAGCUGAAGAAGGAGCUAGAUGCACUGGUGGAAGCUAUUGUGGAGAACUUCUUCCAACCCAAGAAGAACAAAUUGCAGCCGAAGCCUGAGUAACACACACACACAACAUUAAAGAGAAUACAUGUAAUUAGCAUUCCUGACCAGUGGCCUUAGUCUGACAACGUACACACAUUAUUCGACAAGGUACACAAUUAAUCUUAACGACUGUAAAAAGGUGAUUCUAUCUAAUACUGGCUCAUUCUUUUCUAACGGAAUACCUUGAGUUAUUGACAUGAAUUUGAGAUGCUCUAUCUGCUGUGUUAAGAUCAUCUGGAUCUCUGAGUUGUUCUGUGUGAAUGAUCUCUAACCAGCAAUGUCUGGGACAACCUCUACCUCAGAUGGGUCUGGCUCUCUCUGGGGGAUUUAACUUGUGGAUUGACAGUCGCUUAACAGCUUUUGCUUUGCUUGCUAUUUGUUUGCUAUUUGUUUUGACUGUGUUCACUGGCCUACAUUCCUGUCUGUCAAGCCUUACAUUACCAGGUGUAUAUCAUGAUAUGUGGAAUGGAGAGAAUGUAAUUUUAAUGUAAACUGAUUGCUCUAUAAGACUGGAGUGAGUGAAAGUAUUUAAGAUGUGAAAUAAAAGAAGAUAUCCAAAUGCA
This is a messenger RNA of Osmerus eperlanus (European smelt), 2488 nucleotides long. RefSeq names its product phosphoglucomutase 2 (gene pgm2). The coding region runs from base 111 to 1943 and encodes 610 amino acids. NCBI's taxonomy places the organism in Eukaryota, Metazoa, Chordata, Actinopteri, Osmeriformes, Osmeridae. The transcript has 13 exons. Gene Ontology annotation, biological process: carbohydrate metabolic process; purine ribonucleoside salvage. Gene Ontology annotation, molecular function: phosphopentomutase activity; magnesium ion binding. The record is from RefSeq and is a predicted model, not a curated record. Gene Ontology annotation, cellular component: nucleus.